Molecule: messenger RNA, 564 nt
Organism: Aspergillus puulaauensis
Lineage: Eukaryota; Fungi; Ascomycota; Eurotiomycetes; Eurotiales; Aspergillaceae
Product: glycoside hydrolase family 134 protein
Exons: 5
Coding region: 1-564 (187 amino acids)
Source: RefSeq, a predicted model, not a curated record
AUGAAGUUCCUUUUUGCAUUCCUUCCUCUCGCUCUUGCGGUUCCUCACGGACCAUCAAUGCAGCGUCGAGAGGGCGAUGAUCGUGGCAACUAUACUGUCAGUGGCCUGGGAGCUCGCAAACAGGAGAUCACGGCCGCCGGCGGCACCUCUCAGGAUCUUUCCAUUGCCAUGCUGGAGACUGAUGGCAUGACUACUGACUACACCUAUGGGGACGGAAAGACCGGAGACGCAACCAACUUCGGCAUCUUCAAGCAGAAUUGGAUGAUGCUCCGUACCUCAACUAGCCAGUUCGAAGGUUUAGCUGUGGCUGAUGUAGACCAGGGUGCCGUCUUGAACUCGGACCUCGCAGCUGAUAUCACUGCUCGCCAUGAGAGCGAGGAACACUACGGAUACACCACCUGGUGCGCAGGCCACCGCAAUGGGGCCAGUGGCCUGGACAACCCCAACACCGAUGACAUUGCCACAUAUCAAUCCGCCAUCGAGUGGAUUCAGCAACAGAUCGACAGCAAUGAGCAGUAUCUCUCUGAUGACACCCGCUUCUGGGUGGAUGUCACUGCAAUCUAA